Molecule: messenger RNA, 3647 nt
Organism: Haliotis rubra (blacklip abalone)
Lineage: Eukaryota; Metazoa; Mollusca; Gastropoda; Lepetellida; Haliotidae
Product: glycine dehydrogenase (decarboxylating), mitochondrial-like
Exons: 25
Coding region: 123-3167 (1014 amino acids)
Biological process (GO): glycine decarboxylation via glycine cleavage system
Cellular component (GO): mitochondrion; glycine cleavage complex
Molecular function (GO): glycine dehydrogenase (decarboxylating) activity; pyridoxal phosphate binding; glycine binding
Source: RefSeq, a predicted model, not a curated record
CUCUGUCAAGGCCAUUUGCUUACAAGCGUGAUUGUCGCGUACACCACCAACCUUCAGUCAAAGAUUGUAUCCAGUUUGCUCAGCUACCGAAACGAUUUCUAACGGCGCUAGAUUCUGGCACGAUGUAUCGAGCUGGUCGUGUUGUGAGUGCCAUUUCCAGAUUUACGCGACAACAAGCAAGUUUUGACAACAGAGGUGUGAUUCUCGCCAUUCAAAAGAGCUACUCAUCAGAUACAACAAAUUUUGACAAGCUAUUCCCCAAACAUGACACUUUUGCCGAACGCCACAUUGGACCAGUCGAGGCGGAAAAGGAAGCAAUGUUGAAUGCCGUGGGUGUACAAUCCAUGGCAGAGCUUAUCAGCAAGACAGUUCCAGAAAAUAUCCGUCUCAACAGAGACCUGAAGCUUGAAGAGGAACUAGGUGAACAUGAGCUGAUUGUGAGACUGACUAAGAUGGCGGAGGAGAACCAGGUGUGGCGCAGCUACAUUGGGGUGGGCUACUACAACACAUACACACCCUACACCAUACUGAGGAACAUCUUCGAGAACCCGGGCUGGGUGACCCAGUACACACCCUACCAGGCUGAGCUGGCACAGGGCCGCCUGGAGAGUCUCCUCAACUACCAGACCAUGGUGUGCGACAUGACAGCACUCCCCAUCUCAAAUGCUUCUCUCCUGGACGAGGCAACAGCAGCAGCUGAAGCCAUGUCCGUCUGCUACAGACAAAACAAGAGAAGGCGAUUCUACAUUGACAACAAGUGUCACCCCCAAAAUAUUGCAGUUGUGGAAACCAGAGCACAUGCACUGGGGAUUGACAUUGUGCGAAGCAACUGGCAAGAGAUGGACUUCAGUGGGCAGGAUUUCAGUGGUGUCCUGAUCCAGUAUCCCAACACAGAUGGCAGCAUCGAGGACUACGCUCAACUCGUUGCUACUGCUCAUGCUCACGGGACCCUGGUGGUGUGCGCUACAGACCUACUGGCUCUCACUAUUCUGAGACCCCCAGGGGAGCUGGAGAUGGACAUUGCUGUGGGAACCACCCAGAGGUUUGGCAUCCCCCUGGGUUAUGGGGGGCCCCACGCGGGCUUCUUCGCCUGUAAGGGAUCCUUCAUGAGGAUGAUGCCAGGCAGGAUGAUUGGAGUUACCAGAGACUCAAGUGGCCGUGAUGCUCUGAGGCUCGCCUUACAGACUAGGGAGCAGCACAUCAGGAGAGACAAGGCCACAAGCAACAUCUGCACAGCACAGGCUCUGUUGGCUAAUAUGUCUGCCAUGUAUGCUGUCUACCAUGGGGCUGAGGGACUGCGACACAUUGGAAGCAGAGUGCAUCAUGGUGCACUGAUUCUGGCUGAAGGCAUCAAGCUGGCAGGUCAUGCUCUUUCCUCUGAGGAUUUUUUUGACACUGUCAAAUUUCUACCCGGUCGGGGCCAGGAUCAUAUUCGUGAGCAAGCUGAAGCUAAACAGAUCAAUCUUCGCUACUACAGUGAUGGCCAUGUUGGCGUGUCUUUAGAUGAGACUGUGGAGAGAGAUGACUUGUCUGACCUGCUUCAGGUCAUCGGGUCACCAAAGUCAGCGGAGGAGAUAAGUGAUGAGCUUGGCACCAACCCUAACACCAGUCUCCAUAAUAGUCAACACCGGAGGACCAGCGACUUCCUCACUCAUUCGGUCUUCAAGAGGUAUCAAUCUGAGACGAACAUCGUGCGCUACAUGAAGCAGCUUGAGAACAAGGACCUGUCGCUUGUCCACUCCAUGAUUCCACUUGGGUCCUGCACCAUGAAGCUCAACAGCACCACCGAGAUGAUGCCGUGUUCAUGGAAGGAGUUUGCCUGCAUCCACCCAUUUGUCCCCCAAGAACAGACUCUUGGCUACCAGCAGAUGUUUGAGGAACUCGAGGCUGACCUGUGCGAGAUCACAGGCUAUGACAAGAUUUCAUUUCAGCCAAACAGCGGAGCACAAGGGGAGUAUGCGGGACUGAGGGCCAUCAUGGCCUACUUGAAGGCCCAGGGAGAAGAUCAGAGAAAUGUUUGCCUGAUCCCAGUGUCUGCCCAUGGCACCAACCCUGCCAGUGCCCAGAUGGCCGGCAUGAAGAUCCAGCCCAUCAAUGUGGACAAGGGUGGACAUGUUGACAUGAAGCACUUGGACGCUAUGAUUGCGAAGCACACUGACCACCUUGCCUGUUUGAUGAUCACCUACCCCUCUACACAUGGCGUCUUCGACAAGGACAUCAGGAUGAUCUGUGACAUGAUCCACCACUACGGGGGCCAGGUGUAUCUGGAUGGAGCCAACAUGAAUGCACAGGUUGGUAUCUGUCGUCCUGGUGACUACGGCUCUGACGUGUCCCAUCUGAACCUUCACAAGACCUUCUGCAUCCCCCACGGAGGAGGGGGACCGGGAAUGGGACCCAUCGGAGUGAAGAAGCACCUUGCCCCAUACCUACCCACACAUCCCAUAAUACCUCCAUAUGGCACAACCGGUCCAGAGGCGCAGUCCUUCGGCGUGGUAUCAGCAGCCCCCUUUGGCUCCAGUGCAAUCCUCCCCAUCUCCUGGGCUUACAUCAAGAUGAUGGGGGCGGAGGGGCUGCGUCAUGCUUCAGAGAUUGCCAUCCUCAACGCAAACUACAUGAGCAGGAGACUUAACGGCCAUUUUAAGACUCUGUAUACAAAUGAAGAAGGCUUUGUUGCUCAUGAAUUCAUCAUUGACUGUAGAGAAUUCAAGAAGAAUUCCAACAUAGAAGUGGUGGACAUAGCCAAGAGGCUUCAGGACUAUGGCUUCCACUCUCCGACCAUGUCAUGGCCAGUUGCAGGGACACUGAUGAUUGAGCCCACAGAGUCCGAAGACAAGGGCGAGCUAGACCGGCUGUGUGAUGCUCUCAUUGCAAUCAGGAAGGAAAUUCAUGACAUUGAGACUGGCAAACUUGACAUGAACAUCAACCCACUGAAGAUGUCCCCUCACACUCAGGCAGAUGUGAUGUCCUCCAACUGGGACCGGCCCUACACCAGGGAACAGGCCGCCUUCCCCGCACGAUUUGUACGCCCGGAGACCAAGUUCUGGCCCACUGUUGGACGCAUUGAUGACAUAUACGGCGACCAAAACGUGGUCUGCACAUGUCCUCCAAUGGAGGCAUAUGAAUCACCAUUUGCUGAUACAAAAAAUGUGCAAAGAAGUGCAAACUGAACCAAAGUGAACUAUAAACAAGACUCAUUACGCCACAAGAUGUCUUGUUUUCUGGAUGAGCUGCCCUAAACCAAAAACAAAUGUACAAUCAUAGUGAUUGAACAUUGAGAUUCUUUUGAAUAUUGUGCUUCAACAUUUUCAGUAAAUUUAUAUGAAAAAGAUUAAAUUAUUGUGUUCACAUCUUGGAAAAGUAUUCAUGAGACAAGAAAGUUGUUCUGUCGUCCUGAUAGUGGUAAAUCCAUGUAUCAACCAAAGUUGUUUUUGCUCUGUAUGAUUUCAUUUUGUUAUAUAGAAUCAUUGUUUAUUGUAGUACACUAAUACCUCCUUGAGUUUGAAAUAACAGGGAUGAUUUUAUUGACUGUUUCAAUAAGUGCUCAAUCAUGUUACCAUUUCCAUUUUGUGGAAUUGAAAAGGCAUUCCAUUAACAUUAUUAAAAUAAUCAAUAGUUGUUAAGAAUUUCAUCAAACCAUUUUAAGCUAA